AUGACUUUCCUCGUUUUCUUUGCUUUGCUUACUCUCGUUUCGGCGAAAAACGAUUGCACCCAGGACACCGAUAUUUUCAAUAUUAUAUUUGCUAAAAGCGGAGCUGGCGAUAGUAAACCAGAAACGGAAGAGAUCCUCUCGAUCGAAGUCGGUUUCAACAUUCAACGAAUGAAUCUCAUCCCACACUCGAAUGCCAUUCAUUUGGAUGGGUUUUUCACGAAAAAGUGGACAAAUCAAGAUUUCUAUUACGCUCACCAAAAUCCGUGCAGCUCGGCGGUGUCCAUCAUGAAGAAAAAGGAAAAACUGUGGGUGCCUGAAGUAGCUUUUGUUAACGGAGAUGGUCUGAUUCUUCAUCGACAUUCGAUCAUUUUUGAAGCUCACAAAAAUGGAACCCUUCUUUAUGGGCAAAGAAUCGAGGAGAACAUUCCCUGUACAACGGAUGCCUUUGAGUACCCGUGGGGCAACACGACUUGCAUCGUCGUUUGGAGGAAUGAAAAUGUUGCCAAAGAUUCGAUGAGAUUGACCUGGGACACCUCUUCAUUUCAACAAGCCGCUAUUGGACCGCAAACGGUGGGCGACCUUGAAAUGAUUCAAGUCGACUUCAGUGUUAGAGAUCACGAAAAAGGAGAGAAAACACAUGAUGAACUCGUUUUGGCAUUCUUUUUCAAGAGAAUCAACAACAAGACGAUUCUUCUGUUUUUCGUCCCAUCAGUGAUGUUCAUCGCGAUGAGUUGGCUAUCGCUCUUACUUGGCCCAAUGGUGAUCACUCGAGCGAUUCUCGUAGUCGGGUCGAUGACUCUACUCAAUCUUCAUUACUAUAUGAACAUGGCUGGAUUGCCGGCUACUCCCGGGAUCACUUCUUUAGAUAUUUGGAAGAUCUUUUCCCUUAUCUUUGUCUUUGCCGUUUUGAUCGAGUUGGUCUCCGUUAGCUGUAUGGCGUCUAUUGGAAGAUCAAGAAGACUUCAAUCGUGUUGUCGAAGUCGAACGAAAAAGGGAAAAUACGAGAUGGAACCACUUUAUGAAGAGCUGAAUGAUUUACGGCAGAGAAAAACGAGACGGACCUCUCGUUGUUGUCGUUACUCGGCGCUCGCUGUGGACACAUUUUGGUUUUUCGCCUUUCUCUUUAUUUUCCUCGUUUUUGUCGCUUUCUUCUGGAUGAAAAGCCCGGAAAUCGUGCGAUUUGUCUCGAAUUUGAAACCGGAACAUAUCGAAAUACCAAACUAUUUCCAA
Messenger RNA from Mesorhabditis belari, 1230 nucleotides. The record is from the annotation of a GenBank genome assembly. Lineage: Eukaryota; Metazoa; Nematoda; Chromadorea; Rhabditida; Rhabditidae.